This is a messenger RNA of Phytophthora sojae, 480 nucleotides long. RefSeq lists its product as hypothetical. Bases 1 to 480 code for a protein of 159 amino acids. The transcript has a single exon. NCBI's taxonomy places the organism in Eukaryota, Oomycota, Peronosporomycetes, Peronosporales, Peronosporaceae. The record is from RefSeq and is a predicted model, not a curated record.
AUGGAACACCCGGUGCUGUUCGAUACGAUGGAAGAGGCAAGUGCAGUUUUGGAUGGGCUUGAGAACGCUCGUUUUUUCAUCGACAACAAUGGGAGAACGACGACGCUGUUAUCGUGCACGUCUCAUGUCGACUGCGCUGCGGUGGCACGGAUCAAAUGCAACAAAGAUGAGCAGUAUGGUUUAUCCAGAAGUGGGAUGCACACUACUGAGCCAGCCCCCGGUGUAGAGCAGCGAACCGGUAUUCACAAGCCGCUGCUGCCGGAGAUCGACAAUUUGUUGCUCGGAGGCCAAGGACCCAAAACGUGUUUGAACACGCUUCGCAUGAGAUACAAGGGGUCGCCUGAACAGCUCAACUUGCUGCCAAGCACCAGCCAGCUCAAAACCCGAGCUCACAAGCUGAGAAAGCGCGCCGAUUUCUCCAUCACGACCUACGCAGAUGAUGGAGUGGGCAUCGCCGAGGAUGUGCACAACAAGGAGUAA